UGGGCGUAGUGGGCGUGGUUUUGGGCGGUGGCGCGCAUGCGCAGAGCGGAGGGGGCGUGGCCUGGGAGCGUUGGGGCCGCGCGCGGAGAGAGGAGGCCCCCCCAUGGCGGAGCCGCUGCAGAAGAAGCUCCAGGGGGAGCUGGAGAAAUAUCAGCAGUUACAGAAAGAGCUGGGCCGGGCGGUGGCGGCGAGGCAGAAACUGGAGACGCAGCUGACGGAAAACAACAUCGUGCAGGAGGAGCUGAACCUCCUGGACUCCUCCAAUUCCAUUUUCAAGCUGCUGGGGCCGGUGCUGGUGAGGCAGGAGCUGGAGGAGGCCAAAAACACCGUGGGGAAAAGGCUGGAAUACAUCCAGGGGGAGAUGAAGCGCUACGAUCAGCAGAUGCAGGAUCUGGAGCGGCGCUCGGAGCAGCAGCGGGAGCUCCUGGGGCGGCUCCAGCAGGAGCUGCAGGCCAAGCCCUGACCCCCAAAAUUUUGGAAGUCCCAAAAAAUCCCAAAAUUCCCAAAAA
Messenger RNA from Catharus ustulatus (Swainson's thrush), 509 nucleotides. It is a transcript of the gene PFDN6, whose product is annotated as prefoldin subunit 6. NCBI's taxonomy places the organism in Eukaryota, Metazoa, Chordata, Aves, Passeriformes, Turdidae. Gene Ontology annotation, cellular component: prefoldin complex; cytoplasm. Gene Ontology annotation, molecular function: protein-folding chaperone binding. The record is from RefSeq and is a predicted model, not a curated record. Bases 104 to 463 code for a protein of 119 amino acids. The transcript is spliced from 5 exons. Gene Ontology annotation, biological process: protein folding; chaperone-mediated protein complex assembly.